AUGGAUCAGUAUUUGCCCCCAGAUGUAAGAUACACCAUCAAGAAGAAAAUAGUUGAUUCGAUAGAUCGUUCUCUCAAAGAAUGUUCUAUGUUACAACCUUAUAUCCACUGGCAAUCACAUGGAUGGCCUGGCUUGCAAGUUGAAGCAGAUAUGGUGGUGGAAAGUCUAAAAUUUACAGAAGCAAGUUUAACUUCAAUAUUAGAAGUGGAUUUAGAAACUCCCCGGUCAGUAUUUCCAGAAAUUGUGCAAAUAGUUUUAAGUUAUGUUAAACAGACAUCUAGAGAGAUUGUGGAACCCCAGAAAGUUAAUAGUCAAAAUCAAAAAUUAAGAUGGAAAAUGUACGAAGAAUCAAAGAUCGCAAAGAAAGCUCUUCAUAUUGAAUUCCUCAAGUCCGUUCUGAAGAAUAUGUUGCGACACCGUACACUUGCGGUUUUCGCCAACAAUCGACAAUACCAGCUACGCGAGCAGGUGUUCAUAUCAUAUGGAAGAAAAUCUAAUGGAGAGCUGUUGCUGUCAUAUGGCUUUGUUCCAAGGGAAGGCACUAAUCCUAGUGAUUCAGUAGAAUUUUCAUUGUCUCUUAAGAAGUCUGACAAAUGCUACAAGGAGAAGUUAGCAGCUCUUAAGAAGCACGGUUUGUCAGCAUCUCAAUGUUUCCCUGUUCGAGUCACUGGUUGGCCCGUGGAGUUAAUUGCGUACGCUUAUUUAACAGUAAGCCCCCCAAGUAUGAGUAUGAAGUUCGAUGAGCUGGCUGCAGCAGCAUCGAAUAAGACGAAUAGCAAGAAGGAUAUCAAAUUCCCAGAGAUUGUGGAAAAGGCAUUGCAAUUUGUAUUGGAUAGUUGUGAAAUAAGCAUAUCAAAAUACACCAAAAUUUUGCAGGAAAGCGGAUCAAUGGAUUUAGAUGUAACAUCUCCGAAGCAACUUAACCGAAGAUUGUUUCUAAAACAGCUAGCAGUAGACUUGUGUAACAGCGAGCGGAGGAUACUGUUUCGGGCUCAAAAUGUAUUCAACCUGGAGACUUUCAAGUGGUCAUUUGGCAUUCUUUUUUCUCGUUUGGUUCGUUUACCUUCAAUGGAUGGAAAAGUUGCUUUGGUUCCUUGGGCAGAUAUGCUGAACCAUAGCUGUGAGGUUGAGACCUUUCUAGAUUAUGAUAAAUCGUCACAAGGAGUUUACUUCACAACAGAUCGACAAUACCAGCUACGCGAGCAGGUGUUCAUAUCAUACGGAAGAAAAUCUAAUGGAGAGCUGUUGCUAUCAUAUGGAUUUGUUCCAAGGGAAGGCACUAAUCCUAGUGAUUCAGUAGAAUUGUCAUUGUUUCUUAAGAAGUCUGACAAAUGCUACAAGGAGAAGUCUGACAUUUUCUCCUCAUUUUUUUCCCUCUUGAAAGGUUACAAACUACCUUCAGGGAGUAGCUCCUGACCUUUGUGAUCGAAGAAGAAUUGAUGAUUUCAAAAUUGAAGACGAGAACAACAAUAUUAUUAGCAAAAGGUAAGGACUAAAUGGUAUCACAGUAUGUGUAUGUCACUCUUAAGAUGUUAUUGCCUCCCAUAUAACAUGUGUUCUCAGAUCUAGUUGAGUUAAUUUUCAUAAAUGGUGUACAUACAAAACCUUUAUGACGAUGACUCAGGGAAAUCAGGAAUACUGUAUUGACCGACUAAAAUGGUGUACAUACAAAACCUUUAUGACGAUGACUCGGGGAAAUCAGGAAUACUGUAUUGACCGACCACUAUAGAAACAACAUUGGACUGACAGUACUUUGUUGAACUUCGAUUGUACUACCCGAAACGUUUGUUGAUUGCAUGGCACAAUUCCUUGUUGGCCCUCCUGUUCCCAUAACACGUUUGUCCAUGGAGUGUUGCAGCCACAGGUGGUUGUUGAGCUGAUUCCUCCCAGUUCGGCCCAAGGGUGGUGUAGGAAUUGAAGUAAAAUAAGCGGACAGGCCUCACUCGACGACGGCGGCCGCCACCACCAGUAGGAGUAGGAGGAGCUGGAGCAGCAGGCGGAGGAAGAUCUGGAGGCAUACAAGUAUCUGCCGUGGGAGGAGGGGAGAGAGACGACACAGCCUGAGAAAAAACAGAGUUAAUAUACAAAGCAUGUAAUAAGACCUAUUUUCUCUAAGUUAUGAACAGCGCAAUUCAACAAAUCUAAAUUUUUUUAUCACAAGAGUCUUACACAACCUA
Messenger RNA from Mercurialis annua (annual mercury), 2177 nucleotides. RefSeq lists its product as uncharacterized. The record is from RefSeq and is a predicted model, not a curated record. Lineage: Eukaryota; Viridiplantae; Streptophyta; Magnoliopsida; Malpighiales; Euphorbiaceae. The transcript has 11 exons. The coding region runs from base 1 to 1416 and encodes 471 amino acids. Gene Ontology annotation, molecular function: protein-lysine N-methyltransferase activity; protein binding. Gene Ontology annotation, biological process: peptidyl-lysine monomethylation.